Messenger RNA from Cololabis saira (Pacific saury), 3435 nucleotides. RefSeq names its product tubulin alpha 5 (gene tuba5). The coding region runs from base 171 to 1523 and encodes 450 amino acids. Gene Ontology annotation, cellular component: cytoplasm; microtubule. Gene Ontology annotation, biological process: mitotic cell cycle; microtubule cytoskeleton organization. The record is from RefSeq and is a predicted model, not a curated record. The transcript is spliced from 5 exons. Lineage: Eukaryota; Metazoa; Chordata; Actinopteri; Beloniformes; Belonidae. Gene Ontology annotation, molecular function: GTP binding; structural constituent of cytoskeleton.
ACUCAGCAAUGUCAGAGAGCACGUAUAAAAGGUGACGACUCGUCGGUGUGUCGGCGGAGCCGCUUCCCAGGACCCUGCAGAGGAAUUAACACCAUCAGAACCCUCACUGAUAGACGGCCAACGUCCAAUAGUCUGCAACAAAACUUAAUACUUUUAUCACCUGGAGCAACAUGAGAGAGUGCAUCUCCAUCCAUGUGGGCCAGGCAGGUGUCCAGACUGGAAAUGCAUGCUGGGAGCUUUUCUGCCUGGAGCACGGCAUCGGGCCUGACGGCGUCUCCCUGGGUGGCCCUGCUGAGCUGAACUCUCGUGAAGAUCCCUUCAACACUUUCUUCAACAGCGGGAGCUUCGGCCGCCACGUUCCCAGAGCCGUGUUUGUGGACCUGGACCCCACGGUGAUCGAUGAAGUGAGGGUUGGAAAGUACAGAGAGCUCUUCCACCCUGAGCAGCUGAUCUCUGGAAAGGAGGACGCUGCCAACAACUACGCCCGCGGCCAUUACACCGUCGGGAAGGAAAUCAUCGAUGGAGUCAUGGAGCGUGUUCGGAAAAUGACGGACCAGUGCACCGGCCUGCAGGGGUUCCUCGUUUUCCACAGCUUUGGGGGCGGCACUGGCUCCGGGUUCACCUCUCUCCUGAUGGAACGUCUCUCGUUAGAAUACGGCAAGAAAUCCAAGCUGGAGUUUGCCGUUUACCCGGCUCCUCAUGUGUCCACGGCCGUGGUGGAGCCGUACAACGCCAUCCUGACCACCCACACCACCAUAGAGCACUCCGACUGCGCCUUCAUGGUGGACAACGAGGCCAUCUACGACAUCUGCCGCCACAACAUGGACAUUAACAGUCCCGGUUACAUCAACCUGAAUAGACUCAUCGGCCAGAUCGUGUCCUCCAUCACCGCCUCCCUUCGCUUCGACGGUGCCCUCAACGUUGAUCUGACGGAGUUCCAGACCAACCUGGUGCCAUUUCCACGGGUCCACUUCCCCUUGGUUACCUACUCUCCCAUCAUCUCUGCUGAGAAGGCUUACCACGAGCAGCUGAGCGUGUCCGAGAUCACCAGCGCCUGCUUCGAACCGACCAACCAGAUGGUGAAGUGCGACCCUCGUCGGGGCAAGUACAUGGCCUGCUGCCUGCUGUACAGAGGCGAUGUUGUCCCAAAGGACGUGAAUGCUGCCAUCGCCAGUAUAAAGACGCGGCGCUCCAUCCAGUUUGUUGACUGGUGCCCCACCGGCUUCAAGGUUGGCAUCAACUACCAGCCCCCCACUGCAGUCCCCGGGGGAGACCUGGCCAAGCUCCAGAGGGCCGUGUGCAUGCUGAGCAACACCACCGCCAUCUCUGAGGCCUGGUCUCGGCUCAACCACAAGUUCGACCUCAUGUACGCCAAGCGGGCCUUUGUGCACUGGUACGUGGGGGAAGGCAUGGAGGAGGGGGAGUUUGCAGAGGCCAGAGAGGACCUGGCCUGCCUGGAAAAGGAUUAUGAGGAGUUGGGCCGAAUGAGCUCGGACUCUGAAAACGACGAUGAAGAAGUUUGAACCUAGUGAGCUGCGAUGCCAGUAAUGAUCUUGUUUUUUGGUUGUUUUUGUGGGGGGGGUGAUUCGUACGGUGGUCGAGACCCGCCAUUGCGGAAAAUUAAAGAAACGCUGCAAAUCAAAAGUAACGCCGCUGCAAAUAAAAUAAACGCUUUGCAAAUAAAAUAAAUGCUGAAAAUAAAAAGAAACGCCGCAAAUUUUUUUUAAAACGACGCAAAUAAAAAAGCCACAACGGAAUUAAAUUACCGGGGACUAUUUUUGCCGAUGCACCUGUGUUUUUAUGUGAGAGGAGAACAAGAAGACAAAGAGGACGUAAGUGAAAAGGAAGAAAUAAGAAGAGCGAGGAAUAAGAACAACGAACGAGAAAAUAAGUGAAAAGCUUAGUGUUCAACGUCGCUACAUGUAAUUUUUAAUGUGCGACACCGGUGCAUCAGCAAAAAUAGUCCCCGGUAAUUCACUUCCGUUGUGGCUUUUUUAUUUCCGUUGUUUUUUUAUUUUAUUUGCAGCGGCGUUUCUUUAUUUUUGCAGCUUUUAUUUUAUUUGCAGCGGCGUUUCUUUUUGUUUGCAGUGUUUAUUUUAUUUGCUAAGCGUUUAUUUAAUUUGCAGCGGCGUUUGUUUCUGUUUGCAGCGUUACUUUUAUUUUCAGUCUCUGCCACCGUAGAUUCGGGCAUUAGAUUAAAAAAAGUUACGUCAGAAUCUUCAUUCAGAAAUGUGCUCUAAAAAAAAAGUCUGAUUUGGUAUCUUCUUUAUGAAACCACAGCUCGAAGGUGAUGAUCACCACUUUCUCAUAUCAGAUCUCAGCGCUGCCAUAACUAUGUCAUAGUAAAAAGGUACUGUACUAAUUUUACUCUGAACAUAAUAUAAAAACAAGUAUUGUGUGAAAAUACUACAUGUGCAAAUAAUCUCACAUAUUUAAUGAAUCAACGAUUUAUUUGGGAUUUUUGAAAUGUAAGAAAUAGUUCCUUUUUACUGACAAUUAUAUAAUGUACAAUAAAGAAACUCAACCCAUAUAAGGUGGUCCAUUGUGCUUCCAGUCGGUAGUGGUACACUUGUUUUGUGUUUUACGUUGUCAGAAAUCAGGAAGAUGACUCAAAUAACCCCCCGUACUACCCCACUCUUUAGCAUGAGUACAGCUCCGUCUGGACUGGUAUGUUAUGGUCUGGAAGUCCUGGCCUGGCCUGCAUGUUCCCCACCAGCUGUGCAGGGUGGACGGCUGUUCCUGCAUCAGAUGGCAUCACACCCAUGCAAUAGUGUCAAGGAGGGAAGAAAAAUGGAGAACAUCCAGCACAUCCUAAUCUUUCUUUUUGGCAUCUGACUAGAAGAAUUUAAGCUUCUCAAGUUUGACAUCAGGCUUUGGUGGAAUUAUGUUGGAUGAUCCUUUGGCAAGACAGAAACGACUUUUCAAGAAGGUCAUUGCACUUGUGUAGGAAAUGAGGAAUCAAUCAUUACUCCAAAUGUAAAAACUACAGGCUUCCAGUCAGUUUCAGGAUCAAUUUUAAUAGUCUUGUUUUAACGUUCAGAGCUCUAAAUGGUACGGCACCCCAGUAUAUCUCUGAGCUUUUGUGUCCUUGUGUUCGAUCUCUGCGGUCAUCGGACCAGAGAUUGCUGCUGGUGCCUCGCUCUCACUUCAAAACACGCAGUGAUCAGGUUUUUGGGACCCUGGAACUCUCUCCCACCUUCUCUCCAUUCUAUAGUCUCAGGGGACACUUUUAAAAAAACAUCUGAAAACAUUCUCAUUCAGACUUUUAAGUGAUGGUUAAUGUUGUCUUACGCUGUGGCGUGUUUUCUUGUUUCAUCGCUUUCAUCCAUCACUAUUAUGUUUUAUCAUAAAGCACUUUGUGACUGGUGUCUGUUUUCUCUUUUCCUGCUCUGCCCAGCUGGUCUUCAGCAGGAGGUUCCCCCUUAUGGUCCUGGU